This is a messenger RNA of Lemur catta (Ring-tailed lemur), 1954 nucleotides long. RefSeq names its product leucine rich repeat containing 3 (gene LRRC3). NCBI's taxonomy places the organism in Eukaryota, Metazoa, Chordata, Mammalia, Primates, Lemuridae. The record is from RefSeq and is a predicted model, not a curated record. Gene Ontology annotation, cellular component: plasma membrane. Gene Ontology annotation, molecular function: protein binding. Bases 1 to 774 code for a protein of 257 amino acids. The transcript has a single exon.
AUGGCCACGGUGGGCAAGCAGAGCCCCUCGCCCCUGCUGGUCUCCGCCCGAGGGUCUUGCCUCUUCCUCCUCUUCUGCCUGCGCUUGGGCGCCUCCUGCCCGCAGCCCUGCCGGUGUCCCGACCACGCUGGGGCUGUGGCUGUCCUCUGCAGCGCUAGGGGCCUCCAGGAGGUCCCCAAGGAUGUCCCCACAGAGGCUGUGCUCCUGAAACUGGACGCCAACAAAAUCUCCCACGUCCCCAACGGAGCCUUCCAGCACCUGACCCAGCUGAGAGAGCUGGACCUGUCGCAGAACCUCAUUGAGACCAUCGGGCCCGCUGCCUUCUCGGGCCUGGCCGGGGCUCUGCGGCUGCUGGACCUGUCCCACAAUCGCAUCCGGAGGAUCCCGAAGGACGCCCUGGGCAAGCUCAGUGCCAAGAUACGCCUGUCCCACAACCCUCUGCACUGCGAGUGCGCCCUGCAGGAGGCCCUGUGGGAGCUGAAGCUGGACCCCGACUCGGUGGACGAGAUCGCCUGCCACACGGCCGUGCAGGAGGAGUUCGUGGGGAAGCCUCUGGUCCAAGCGCUGGACUCGGGCGUCAGCUUCUGCAGCGUCCACCACAAGACCACCGACGUGGCCAUGCUGGUCACCAUGUUCGGCUGGUUCGCCAUGGUCAUUGCCUACGUGGUGUACUACGUGCGCCACAACCAGGAGGAUGCCAGGCGGCACCUGGAGUACCUCAAGUCCCUGCCCAGUGCCCCCGUCCCCAAGGACCCCAUCAGCCCGGUACCCUAGCGCCUGCUCCAGGCAGACCCCGGCCCCGUGGCCGCCGUGGCUGUGGGAGCAGGUGGAGUCUGACUGAGGCUUCCGCUCCCCCUCUAGGCGGGUGGUCGUGGCCACUUUGUACAGCGCUUUCACGUGUUGCGUUUCCUCACGGCAGCGUCCUCAAGCCAGGUAGCUUCACCACGGGACCCUGGGCAGACAAGGAGACGGAAGCUUAGAGAAAUGGACUGACUUGCCCACAACAGCACAGUCAGGAAAGGAGCCCACUGGGACUGCAGCCCUGUGGGCCCAUCGUGACAAUCCGUGUUCCUUCCGCGGUGCGGCCUGCCCCACGUGGAGCCCGUGGGACUCAGAUGCAGUGAGAGAGGAGGGUGUGCGCUCCCCGAGUGAGAGCCCACGCGGAGGCUUGGACGCGGAUUCACCUGCCAAAGGCGCCAGGGCCCUGCCGGGGCACUGGCUUCCUUUGUUUACCCUGUACUUCCCGAGAGCAUCUGAACACAAGCCCUUUUCCCGGAGCAAAGCCACAGAGAGCAGGUUUUCUAGAGAGCUAGGUGGAAUGUACGGCUCAAACUGAUAGCUCAACAUCUCUUCUAUUCUCAGAUCGUUGGUUUAGAGUAAUCCUCGCGCCAAAAUUUCAGUCUAGCGUGAGGGAGAAAAACCUGGAAGGAAACCUGGGAAAGGUCCAGCGUAGACCCCCGAGGGGCAGUGUCGGCAGCCAGACGGACGUGGUCCCACCCACUUCCUGCCUCCCCUGCUGAUCCUGUCUCAGAAGGCCAUCCCCUGGGGUCGCCACUGUGCCUUGCUUUUCUACUCUCUGAUACCUAAAGCGGCUCCUUUUCUAAGGAUGGGAGGACUGAUGUUCGACGUUUCAAGGCCAACCAACGGGAUGCUUCCUCUGCUCCAGCACCAGAAACUCUCUUUUCACCUUUGCUGCCACGAAUCUCAGAGAAAAUUUAGUGCUCGACUUUCUUACCCGUAUUACUUCGCACUCUGGGUGGACAUCACCUCCACCCGUAUGAUUCUGAUUUCUAAUUUCAUUUCUUACUGCCUUUUUGUAUGAGUGUUUAUUUUUAAAUUUCUUUCAAUAUAUUUUGGGGGGGCAAAUAAGUGAUAAGGGUAAAUUGUUUAUGCACUUAAAAUGUAAGAUACAGAUGCUUCAUUGAGCAGAUGCUUAAAAAUGAUUACAAAUCAA